UGCGAAACAUUGCCUUCAAUUAAGGCGCGCGCCACAACUCUGGUAUCACAACUACCUGCGAGUGAACCACCCCGUUGCUGCCUGUGAAAAUAAAUAGAAGAUAACAAAUUGAAAACUACCGAGACUUGAAAGUCCCAUCCAAACAAGAUGAAUCAUCAGCUCUAAUCCACGACAUCGUGAGAUCAGCAACCAUUCUAAAACACCUGUACAAAACCCCUAUUAAGAGAGCCUAUCAAAACCGCAAUGAAUAAAGUGAAAACACUAUUCCACUCCACAUCGCUGGACGGUGCUGCCGUUUCGAACAAAUCCAAAUCGAAUCGGGCCAACAAUAAUGAACGGAUAGAACCGGUGGUCGGGUUUAAGCUAAUACUGGAUCCCGGUUCGAGUACUGGCUGUGAUAACGGUAACGGCGACGAGAGCGGCGGCUCGAACAACGCCAACCAAUCGACGACGGCAGCAGCGAACGAGUCAAAUGCCGCCACCACCUCCGUUCCUGAGCUACAAGUUCAUCUGGUCGGGGCACGCCAUCUGCCGGGCAGCUUCGGGUUGAAAAGUGUCGAAGGCUAUAUGAUCAAGAUCAAGCUUUUUCCCGGGGCAGCAAAGUUCGAUUCGUCCAUUCAGACCGCCUCGUGGCCGAUGUUUGGGGAAACGUUUCGGUUCCCGCUGGCUGCUAGUCAUAAAUCUUCAUUCCGUGUGAAGAAAAAUCAGCCAAAAGAAAAACCAGAUUUGACGAUUCCAGAAAAAGUAUUUAACGGAAAUUUUGUCGUAUUCACAGUAUUUGCUCUCUUGGAAUUACCUCCUGGGUAUACUGCAACCUUCAAGCACAAAACGAUGACCUUCAUACGACAGGGUAGCCAACGGCUGAAGGACAAACCGGUCAUCGGGAAACUAGUCAAAGACGUGGAACCACCAGAGUCAAAGAGUGCCAACUUUGAUCAGAAGCAAAACCUAAAAAAAUUAACCACCAGUGAAAGUCAAAGGAACAUUGGUUCAGUGACGUACUUUCUGGAACCGAAGGCAUUCAAAGAAAUGUGCAAAGGACGUCUAUUUUCAACCGAGGAGAUGUGGUUACCGAUCAAGGACAUCACAGUGACGCAGCCGGCCGAAUCGAGAGUGACGGUAUUCCAAAGCCCAAAGGGACAGGUGGAAGUUACGUUACAACUGUCCGAUUAUACCGAUGUCAAUUUUGACCGAAAACAGUCCGCCGAGGAUCUGUCAUUUAACAUUGAUGGACCGUAUUCACCUACCUCUUCUUCGUGUUCUACCCCGAGUGCUACCAGUCCAGCCUGCGCAUCGCCAAGUCCGAACUCAAGUUCGCGCAAAAAUCGAUUCAGUUUCAAACGUAUGGUAAAGAGUGUUAAAAACAAGGAUAAAAACCACAACGGACUCUGUCUGAAAAUAUCCACCGCCAAGAUUCGCUGUGGAAUCAAGGUCAAAGAAGAGUUCGAAGCGGUAAACGAGAAAAUCUACAUGAAGACGACGGUGCUGGAGCACGAAAUACUAUCGGCAACGUGGAAAUCGGAACCAUUCCGGCCGACGCUCUCCACCCGCUGGAACCAGGAAGAGUGUACCAUUGUCCUACCGCUAAGCAGCGAGCACAGCCUGGACCACGUAUCGAUUCGAGUUGCUCUGGCAGCAAAAAACAAACUAGGCAAAAAAGUAUAUCUAGGACAGUUGUUCCUGGGACCAAACGCACCUAACACCAAUUCCAUCAAGCAGGACCAGUGGCGAAAAAUGGUGGCCUACAAAGGGUCGCCCAUUUCGGCGUGGCAUAGUUUUGAGUAAUUCUAGAGCAGAGCUUUUAAUGUAUUGAUUCGCGUUAGGCAUUUGACUGUUGUGAUGGAAGUUGAAAUCAACAUUUUGUUAUGGAUUUUCUGUGUCAUAAAAUAAA
Molecule: messenger RNA, 1891 nt
Organism: Sabethes cyaneus
Lineage: Eukaryota; Metazoa; Arthropoda; Insecta; Diptera; Culicidae
Exons: 5
Coding region: 244-1785 (513 amino acids)
Source: RefSeq, a predicted model, not a curated record